AGCCAGGUGAAAACAGCCGGUUCAGUUGCUGCAUGCGAGUCCCUUACAGGAGAAACCCAAACUUGACAGCGGAGGGUAAUAUUCUGGGAAGCGAAUGAAGAAACACCUUUUGCUUCAAUUCACAUAUAGAGGACUAGUGAGAAAAGGGAAAAAGAGCAAAAGAAGAAAAUGGCCAAUUUUAUUUUGCGUAAAGCGGAGCCCAAAGACGUGCCUGACAUAUUGCGACUGAUAAAGGAACUCGCCAAGUAUGAAGAAAUGGAAGACCAAGUUAUAUUAACUGAGAAAGAUCUGCUCGAGGAUGGAUUCGGAGCUCACCCGUUUUACCACUGCGUGGUCGCAGACGUGGCAGCCGAGCAUCAGAAAGUCGAGGGUUAUUCUGUGAUUGGAUUUGCCAUGUACUACUUCACCUAUGAUCCUUGGAUUGGCAAACUGCUGUACCUUGAAGAUUUUUAUGUAAUGAGAGAGUACAGAGGUUUUGGAAUUGGGUCUGAAAUCCUGAAAACCCUCAGUGAUACAGCGGUGAAGAAUCGUUGCAGCUGCAUGCAUUUUAUCGUGGCUGAGUCCAACAAGGCAUCCAUCGACUUUUACAAGCGACGUGGGGCUUCCGACCUCUCGCUGCAGGAGGGAUGGCGACUUUUCAGGAUUGAUAAGGAGAAUCUCCUGAAAAUGUCUGCUGAAGAGUGAGCUGGCCCAAAGUUCCAGUGUUCAAUGAGGGAGUAGGGAUAUCUCACAGCCAUUUCUCAGUUUAAAAAAAAAACUUUAAUGACUGUAAAUAUUUUAGACACUGUGGGCAUUAUUAAUCAUGUUAACAUAACAAUUUAGUCUUGAGAUCGAGUUAUAGCAGUACUUGUAGUCAUAUUCUAUAGUUUGCAUGUCAGAUUAACUUAUCAAUAGUCAUCUAUUCAUUGAAUGCAUUGAAAAUAAAAAAUCUAAAAAGUAUUUGUAUUUAAUUUUAUGCAUAAGAUAACACCUUCAGGCAUUCCUCCCACAACAAAUGUGCAAGUCAUAAGGGUAAAAGAGUAAAAGCAGACUGCAUACUGCACUGUACUGUAAAUGAACAGAGAAUGGAUUGUUUCCUGGAGGGUGCUGUACUUUGCAGAAUGUCCCUUUGUUUAUGUCCAGACUAGGCCAAGUUCAUGUUUCAUGGGACAGAUUCUUAUCAACGUGGUUUGUGAAAUGGUAAUGUAAACUUAUGAAAGU
Rhinichthys klamathensis goyatoka is the source of this 1200-nucleotide messenger RNA. It is a transcript of the gene sat1b, whose product is annotated as spermidine/spermine N1-acetyltransferase 1b. The transcript has 6 exons. Gene Ontology annotation, molecular function: N-acetyltransferase activity. Lineage: Eukaryota; Metazoa; Chordata; Actinopteri; Cypriniformes; Leuciscidae. The record is from RefSeq and is a predicted model, not a curated record. Bases 169 to 684 code for a protein of 171 amino acids.